Molecule: messenger RNA, 3179 nt
Organism: Falco peregrinus (peregrine falcon)
Lineage: Eukaryota; Metazoa; Chordata; Aves; Falconiformes; Falconidae
Product: golgin subfamily A member 2-like
Exons: 13
Coding region: 1-1356 (451 amino acids)
Biological process (GO): Golgi organization
Cellular component (GO): Golgi apparatus; Golgi cisterna membrane; cis-Golgi network
Source: RefSeq, a predicted model, not a curated record
AUGGGGAGCAGGCACUGCAAGGUGGCACGUGCUCCUCAAGUGAACGAGGGAAAAGCGGAGCUGCCGGGCCCGGCGGGGCACGGAGAUGGGCUGCAGCCCGGCCACGAGCCCCGGCCGGUAGAGCCCGGCCAUGAGCCACAGCCCGGCGCCCUGCCGGAGCGGGCGGAGCCCGGCGAUGAGGCGGAGCCCGGCGAUGGGCCAGGCCUCCAGGGCUGCAGCGGAGGCUGGGCGGGCCCUGGCUGCUGCCGCUGGUGGGCGAAGCUAAGGCGGCGCAGACGCGGGGCGGGCGUGGCGGGCGGCAGCGAGCAGAGCAGGCGGGUGGCGGGCGAGGAGAAGCUGAAGGAGUAUCAGCAGAAAAAUAGCCCUGGAGCAGCUGCAGGAACUAAGAAAAAACGCAAAACUAAAGAUGACUGUCGGCCCGAGACACCCACGGGCGAUGACCAGCAGCCUCCAGAGAAUGCAUACUUUGACAGUGAUGUUGCCACUCGUAGCGCUGAACAGCUUGCUCCCAAUGUCCCUGUGCUAUUGAACAGCGACAGUCUACCUAAUUGUCGUUCUGCUCUGUCUGCUCCUGGGAGCGUGCAGCUGACACAGAUUCAUGAAGCUGAGGAUCAUAAAAAUGCUUUGGAUGAGAACAGGUCUUUAUCAUCAACAGAAAGUCUCCGCCAGUUGUCUGAACAACUCAAUGGCCUGGUUUCUCAGAAAGAGCAGAACCAGGAGGCAGUGGAUCAGCUGGAGAAGGAGAAGAAGGAGCUGGAAAAGAAAUUUUCUGAAGAGCAAGCCGCGCUGAGGGAACAGCUACAGGUUCAUAUCCAGACUAUUGGAAUUCUAGUUUCCGAGAAGUCUGAGUGUCAGACGGCACUUGCACCUACUCAGCGAGCUGCACAGGAGAAAUCAGGAGAAGCCGAGAGCUUUGCUGCUCCUUUACGUUCAUCUCGCCAAAGGGUAUUGGAGCUGGAACGUACUUUGGCCUUCGUCUCUCUGCUGCAAAAACAGGCAGAGAAGCAUAACGAAGAGUUAAUGAAGGAGCGAGAAGACCUGAAACUGGAGCUGUACAAACAGAGCAAAAGUAGUGAGGAAAUAAAGAAGCAGAAUGCAGAGCUGUCAGAGAAGGUUCGCUGCCUGGUUUCCGAGAUCUCAGCUAUGGAGCUGGAUAUAGAGGAUUUGCAUCAGAAACUGGAAAUGGCUGAACUGAUGAUCCAACAGCUCUCGGAGUCAGUUCACCAGCUCCAGGCAGAAAGAGAUCAGUAUGUAGAGAAACUGAAGGAGGAGCAGAGCAUUUGGCAGCAGCAGGUGCAGCAGCUCUCUGAACAGGUCCAUGCAAUGGCAGACAAGAAGGAGGAGCAUAUGGCCUGAGGAGAUGAUGACGUGGACUCCUGAGUUCGACCAGAAGACCUUUUAUUAGUCCAGAACCCACGCUUAUAAUAUCCUCGUUUGCUGUUCACGCGCCCCAUACUAAAGUAUCAUUGGUUCAUACACGUCUUGGCUACAUAGAAUUGGUUAAUUACUAAGCUGCAAAUGCACUGAACCUCUUGCAUUUUUUUUCUCUCUUCUUUCUUAUCUCUGUGAGUUUCAUGUUCUCAGCCAGCCGCCGAGAUGUGGCAUCGCGCAUCCGCUCUGGCCUUGCUUCAUAUCGCGUCUUCCUUCCAGGCGUUCAGCCAACCUUAUCUUACUUUCUCUCUUCUUUAGCCUUCAAGGCCCUUCACAGGCAUCGUGGCCUCCAGCACUGGACAUAAAGCUCUCUACAAUUCCCCCGUCUUUAUUUUGAACAGAAACAACAUUAGAGGUUAAACUACUUUUGAAUCAUAGAUCUUACACAGUUCAGCGUACAGGGAAUAAUGGUCAAUAUAAGUACAAUUAGCAAUAACAGUAUUCCUCUGCGAGUUGUAAACUCCUGCAACCAUCUGGUGGUUCCCCAAGACUUGAAAAGAUUCCGCAACCAAUCUCCCAAUAGUUCAUGCUGUGAGCCCUGUGACAUGUCCUUCAAUUCUUGUAACUGAGUGUGAAUCGAUGCGGAAUGGCCCGGAAGGUUCAUACAACACAUUCCUUAGUGCUGUGCACUAUAGGCUACUGCAGAGGAACGAAGCUGGGUUAAUUAGCAUUGAUAAUAUACAGCCGUGGGCUGGCUUCAGGGGCGGUGGGUGGGCUGGUGUAGACAAGGUGCAGCUGUGGCUGGUUCUGUGAAGCGGUUGGGCAGCCGAGGAAGAGAGGGCAGCCAAGGAAGAGAGGGGAGGAAGAAGCAGAGAGGGUGAGUGUGCCCUGGAUGAGUCAAGACGAGACGAAAAGGCAGCAGAGGGACUGCCAUGAAAAGUGUGGUGGUAAAAGACCUUGUUGCAGCUGGCUAGUUUGGAGAGUGCUGUGGCAGGCUACUCGCUGCUGUUCACUUAGCUUCUACAGGUGAGAUCACAUUCCUCCUUUCUUUCUGUCUCAUCCUGGUUUCUUCUCAUACUCCCUCAAAGUUAUUUGGCUCUUUGCUGCAGGUUCUCAGCUGCACAUUAUCAAUGUCAAAACAACCCACUGUCUCUGUUUUCUACAAUUCACCCCUGUUUGUGGGUUUUGGUUUUGUUUCUUUGUUGUUUUUUAUUUUGUAAAAGGUUGCUUUACCAUGUUAUGGAAUUUUCAUCCCUUUUUCUUUUGUUUUCUGUCUCAUUACUUAAUUACCAAUUUUGGCUUUAUUUUAUGUGUACAUUUGUACAUUUCAAUCAGGUUCACAAAAUGUUAAAGUUGUUAUCGGUGCAUUUCAUACAGAGGUCAACAUACAGGUUUAUGAUUAUUUACAAGAACAUGCAAUAAGCUAUGGAAAUUGUAUGAAAAUAUUUUUCAGAAACUUCUAAUCAAAUAAAUGAGCAUGAGAAAUUGUGUUUAACUUGUAAAUUCUACGUAUAAGCUGUUAAGAAACAUUUUCUAUCCUAAAAUGAAUAGAUAAAACCUACUUAAAAGCUCUUGAAAUCUUGCCCUUGGGCGAGUGUUCCGCUGUGCCUCCAUUCUAAAGCAUGGAAGUGGAAAUUGUGUAGAGCAAAGUUUUACUUUAAAUAACUGCUCAACUGUUAUUGCUGCUGUUCAAAGAACCUGAAAGCACACAACGAAGACUUGGAACUAAACAAACAUCUGAGUGGACACCUCUAGAUUGUUACUGGAAUUAAAUGCAGAAGUUAACUAUAAAAGUUUCUCAAAAUGUU